AUGUCACCGCACACAGCAGAUGCCGCAGGCGCGGCAGCCCCUUCUGACGCCCCUCAGCAGAAAAACCCAUUCCCAGAAUUUCAGGUUGUAGUGUUGGCUGGAGGCAGCGGCUCUCGCCUUUCUUCCCUCCUGGACUCACAUGGAUCAGCUGGGGCUGUUUCGUGUAAGGCGUUGCUACCGGUCGCGAACCGGCCGAUGAUAUGGUAUUGUCUAAGAAACCUACAGGAAGCUACAUUCGGCGACGUAAUCGUUGUCACUCAAGCACAGCAGCAAGCUGAGCUCUCUGCAUACUUACAACAGGAGUUUCGCAGCUCAUUUCGGCGUCUUGAAGUUGUUGGACUGAAAUGUACACGCCGGGGGGAAGAAGAAGAUGGAGAGGACGGCGUUUCAGGGGUCAAUAGACGACGCUCAGUGGACAUCACAGAUGAUCCUGAACAGAGAGUUUGCGGCACAGCAGAAGCUUUGCAGCAGAUUCGCCACUUAAUUACAACGGAUUUCAUUGUCCUCUCUUGCGACCUUAUCGGCCACGUGGACUUUUUCGCCCUUGCAAAUCGACAUCGCGCGGAAGGGGCGGCGUGCACAGUUUACUUGAUUCCACGAGAUCCUUUUGCCGAGCCGACUUCAGUACAGGCCAGAGCGAAGGGAGGCGGCAAGAAGCCGAAGGAAGCUUUGCAGGAGAAAUCUGAUACGAGCAGGGGCAAUCCGGUGACGGUUGUUGUGGAUGACGCGGGUGUUCAAUUGCUCGCAAUCCAGGACAGACACAGCAUGAGUCAUGGGAGUUCCUUGCAGAUUCCGAAGCUCCAUUUAUUCUUGUACCCAUCCCAGCAUUUACUGCCUCAUUACUACGAUCCACAUGUCUAUGUUUUCACCCAUGCGACGCUUAAAAUUUUCGAUCAACCGUCGUUGCGCCACAGCCUAUAUUCGAUCCGCUUCGACCUCGUGCCCUACAUGACCACUAUGCAGAUGACGAGUGCAGCAGAAGUUUGGUCUAACAGCCGGCUCGAGUGCGACAUUUUUGAGCAAAAGCUGUGGGCCAUUCAGCAUCAAGGCGAGGAGGAACCAACGUCAACAUCCCAAACAGCGACAGCACCAACGAACGAAGUGCCCACAGGCAGCGGUUUGCCGGUUCAUUAUACCGCAGCUAACCCUCCCCCACGACCAGCCAAAGGGAACCGAGUCGUGUGUUGCAUACACCCAGAAGCAGCAGGGAUUUGUUGCCGCGUUAAUAAUCUUGCUGACUAUCGCGAAAUGAACAACAAGUUUUGUUGCGGUCGGCUGGAUGAAUUGCGAGCAGUACUUCCUGACUGGGCUCUACCAGAGCACAACCCUAAAAAGCCUGGCAGCAUGCGCGACUGUGUCCUGGCGGACGGUGCCACUUUAGAGGCAGAUGUUGUUGUCAAGAGAAGCAUCGUGGCCAAAAAUGCUUCACUACGGUCAGGCUGCAAAAUUACUCAGUCGAUCCUCAUGACCGGCACGGAAGUUGGACAAAAGGCAGUGCUCCAACGCGUAAUACUUUGCCCCGGCGCUAAAGUUGGGAGAGACUGCAAACUGGUGAACUGUCAAGUCAGAGGAGGGUUCUGCGUGCCAGACGGCACCAAUGCAGAGGACACGACACUGCCUUCCUUUACAGAUGGCGUGGAUUUUUCAGCUUUGCACCUAUAA
Messenger RNA from Eimeria necatrix, 1662 nucleotides. Its product is annotated as eukaryotic initiation factor-2B gamma subunit, putative. Lineage: Eukaryota; Apicomplexa; Conoidasida; Eucoccidiorida; Eimeriidae. Gene Ontology annotation, biological process: biosynthetic process; cytoplasmic translational initiation. Gene Ontology annotation, molecular function: guanyl-nucleotide exchange factor activity; translation initiation factor activity. The record is from RefSeq and is a predicted model, not a curated record. The coding region runs from base 1 to 1662 and encodes 553 amino acids. The transcript has 11 exons. Gene Ontology annotation, cellular component: guanyl-nucleotide exchange factor complex; eukaryotic translation initiation factor 2B complex.